This is a messenger RNA of Rhopilema esculentum, 1648 nucleotides long. RefSeq lists its product as uncharacterized. Lineage: Eukaryota; Metazoa; Cnidaria; Scyphozoa; Rhizostomeae; Rhizostomatidae. The record is from RefSeq and is a predicted model, not a curated record.
UCUCGUAAUCUACACAGGUCGUACUUUUUUAAGUUUCGACCCAAUCCCUCUUGCAACCACAUGCUAUCGCUAUAUUCAACGUGAGUUUUUAGGUGAUCCGUGAUGUUCAUAAUGAGGCAUUUUAAGGCCUCAUAUUCCUAAGAUGAAACUAUUUUUCUGCAAAGAUGGGGCCCUUUUUGCCAGUAUUUGAAGGGGGCCCACCGGCCACGGUUCAGACAAAUUGAUAAAGUCAUUGCUCUAAACAAUGGAAAUCUAGACUGGACGUAGCGAUCUCUAAAUAAACUUGACAAAGUGAAAUGAUCUUUCUCAACAGAGACCCCGUUCACUCUGUGGCGUGCAAAGAUUUUCCAAGUAAAUUUCAACCCGUUUACACUAGGUUGAAAAUUUUACCAAAAUUUGCCAUGCGUUUGAAUUUACCAGUCUUUUGAACUUGAGGCUUGCGCAAACAAUUGUGCAAUAACAGAAAAACAACCAGGCCAUUCCUCGCUUCUCUUUUCAAAGCCUCCUCGAGCGGAUAAAAGCCAUUCAAACUGCAAGAAUUUUCAAAGAGGGCCUAAAACAAAUAUGACAAUUACGCAAAAACUGGUCGAUAGUCUUUGCUCCCAUGAAGUGGGGAUUGAGAGGGGGGGGGUUAUACCUAAAACUCUAUUUAGCUAUUUCUGUUCUGAAUUUUAGAAAAAGUGGUUAUUAGCUCCCCCAAGCUGAAAAACUAUCCACAGUAUCAAAAUAACUCUAGUAUCCAACAAAAAUCUCGUUUUGACAAAUAAUUUUGGUGGUUUAAGCAAGAUAUUGAUUUAACGUCAAUUUUAUGUUGCGCGUUGUGAUUUUGACGUCAUAUUGAUGAAAAUUGAAAUUUAUAGUAUGAAGAUACCGAUUCUAUUCAUUCUCAAAUCUUAGUCAACGAGAGGAUACCAUAUCUCUGCUUAUUGCAAAGUAUUUCGACAAAUCUUCACGACAACUUGCAUAUUUGCAAAGAUCAUCGGAUAUACUUGUUUUAAAUAAAGAUUGGAAUUCUUAGUGAAUAAUGAUGAAUACGUUCUGGAAAAUCGCACAAACAACGGUAACGUUUGCUAUCGUGGGUUAUGCCGCUUACUUAUGGUAUGACAUUUGGAAAGAAGAGCAACGAAAGGCCGAAUUACAAGAAGAAGAAGCAGAAGCUGAAGCCGCAGCCGGGAAGAAGAAAACAGCUUCAAAAGGAGGAUGUCCUGGUCGCGAAAAUAUCUCUUCUGGCAGGAGUAAAAUCGGUACGGAAAAGGAGAGGGGCGGUCAAGAGACACGAGGAUUUUGUGGUUUUAAAAAGGGCUUCCUACUUAAAUGAAAGUAUUCUAAGGAAUAUAAGAGCAGAAGAAGGAAUACUACAGUCUUUUGGACAUUUGGUUAUCUGGAUUUUAAGACCUAAGUUCAAGAAGUUUAUUAUUUGGGGUGAAAACAAAAAGAAAUUAACUGAACAUGGCAGCGAAUCAACUAUUUUGUCUGCGCUGUAUCACUACGGGCUCGUAUAUGGCUUCAACAGAAUUAAAGACGCUGCUGUUCAGCCCUCUAGACAACAUACUAUACCAGAGGACAUUCAGGAGGAACACUUCCCGUCUCUAUGCGUGGUACCAACAGAAGCCUCCUUAGAAGAUAAUAAAAAUGUACAAUUUUGAAU